CGGACAUCACAUUCGGGCUAGUCAGAAGGUCAUCGCUACCAGAGAGGAAGAGAAAGGGUCCACUUUCAGCAACAUUUCUCCAAGCGGUAAUAAGCAGACCGCCUGCAUUUCCGAUUUUGGGACAACGACUCCAAUUGUAGGGGCGGAAACAAGACCAUCUCGUCAUUAUUAUUAUACAGUGUCGCUAAAGGAAAACUACGGCACGUGGGGCGGGUUACCCAAUUUUUUUUUUGUGUAACCCUGAUGGUACAUAAGCAGGUAGUAUGAUAACUUGCAGGUCCAUGUUGCGGUGGGUUACCGGGAGUUUAGGGCAUAUUAGUCUGCAUGUUAAUUAAGAGUAGAUCGGGGCAUUUCAUCUUGUGAUAUGUCAGGCAGUUAUUGAAUGAGAUAGCGCACGUCGUAGACUUAAGUUACUUGCUAUACAGUUGUUUCAUAAGGAAUUUAGUUGUCGGGAUUGUCUUUAAUUGACUUAGACAUAUCGUAGUCGUGUGUCUUAUCAAUUUCUUGCUCUAGACUUUGUCAUAAUAUGCAGAAUAACGGUUCUGAAAUAAAGGUUCUCUCUCGUCACAUUUAGCGUAUGUGUAAAUUUGAGUGAUAUUAUCUGUUUAGUAAUAGUAGCAUAAUAGCCCAUAGCGUAAUUGAAAUUGUUUGGUGAGAGUUAAAGACUACUAACCUACACGUUAAAAUGGGCGUGGGGUCCGAAAAUGCAGCAUCGACCACCAAACUAUCCAUUCGCCACGGGGUUUACAAAGAGGAGACGAAUAUCGCUCUGAAAGCACCCUUAAACGUAGAGGGUAUGUUACCGAAGAAAGUGGGGCACAUGACUGCAGAAAGAGCCACCUGGGGUCGCCGCCUUGAGUUUGUCCUUGCAUCGGUGGGGUACGCGGUUGGACUUGGGAACGUGUGGCGGUUUCCAUACCUCUGCUACAGGAGCGGUGGAGGUGCCUUCCUUAUUCCUUACUUUCUCAUGCUGUUUCUGUGUGGAAUCCCCCUGCUCUUCAUGGAGUUUGCCAUUGGGCAGUACACCCGACUGGGACCAGUGCACGCUCUAGGCAAAAUCUGCCCCUUGUUCAAAGGUGUGGGCAUUGCCACAGUCGUGAUCUCCUUUGUGCUCUGCACCUACUACAACGUUCUCAUGAGCUGGGCGCUCUACUACUUCUUCAACUCAUUCCGAGCCACCUUCCCCUGGCAGUCCUGCAACAACACCUGGAAUGCUGUAGGUAACUGCUCCAUCGGUUUCCCUGGCAACACCACCCACUUGCAUUCGGCCAGUCAGCAAUACUUUGAUCACAGGCUUCUGGAGAUAACCAAUGGUAUUGAGGAGGCAGGAGGACUACGCUGGGAGCUGUUUGGCAUCCUUAUCCUGGCCUGGGUCAUUGUCUACUUGUGCAUCUUCAAAGGUGUCAAAUCCACUGGCAAGGUUGUUUAUUUCACCGCCACAUUCCCAUACUUCAUGCUGUUUGUCUUGCUCAUCAAUAAUGUCCAGCUUCCUGGAGCCAAGAAUGGGAUGCUUUACUUCCUGAAGCCUAAGUGGAGCAAGCUGCUUGAUGUUCAGGUGUGGGUAAACGCUGCAGCCCAGGUAUUCAACUCCAUUGGAAUAGGAUUUGGUACCAUGAUCUCCAUGGCCAGUUACAACAAGUUCAACAAUAACAUCCUCAGGGACACAUUGAUUGUCUCCUUAGCUAACUCGGCCACCAGUAUCCUGGCUGGUUUUGUGAUAUUCUCAGCCAUUGGCUACAUGGCUCAUGUCCACAACCUCCCGGUAGACAACAUCGCCACAGAUGGUCCUGGGUUGGUGUUUGUGGUGUAUCCAGAGGUGUUCUCCACUAUGCCUCUGCCCCAGUUGUGGGCUCCUCUGUUCUUCUUCAUGCUUCUCUGCCUGGGACUGGAUAGUCAGUUUGCUAUGGUGGAGGUGGCAGUGACGUCCAUAAUGGACGGCUGUGGCCCCAAGGUGCUGCGUGUCCUGAAGAGACAGGAGAUCAUCGUUCUGGCUGUCUGUGUUAUUGGCUUUCUUCUAGGCAUUCCUCACAUCACUAAGGGGGGAAUGUACGUGUUCCAGCUGAUGGACCACUACACUGCUGUGGUGUCUCUCACAUUCCUGGCCUUCUUUGAGGUCCUCGCUGUCUGCUGGGUUUUCGGACUGCGGCGGAUGACCAUCGUGAUCAAGAGGAUGUUGGGAAAGGCUCCCAACAUCUAUUUCCGCUCCUGCUGGAUGUUCUUCUCCCCUGUGCUGGUCCUGUGCAUUCUGAUCUCCAGCAUCGUCCAGUACACGCCCGCUCGCUAUGGGAAGUCAUACACAUACCCUGUCUGGGCAGAGGUGGUGGGCUGGGGAAUCUCCCUGGUCUCCAUCAUUUGGAUCCCCCUGGGAGCCCUGCACGAGAUCUGCACAAAUAAGGGCACACUGAUGCAGAGGAUAAAAACAGCAAUGACUCCUACAAUAGAGUUGGACCCCGUCAACCAUCUACCAGAGAAGCAGAGAGUGGACAUACCGGAGUCUGUUGUCUUUAUCACUCCUCUGUGAACAGGGACAAAAGCACUGUGUCUCAAAGUGGUACUUCAAGUGCCAUGAUAUGUCCUUGCCCUGAAGCACUUUAUUGCCUUACAGGUACUGGAUACGCAAGUGCUCACACAUACUCUUUUUUAUACUACAAACAUUACAGGGUAGCCUACUCUGACACUUACAAACAUAUUAAUAAAAACGAUGAUAGUAUUUUUUAAAUAUUGCGAUAUGCCUGGCUGGGUCUCUGCUUUUCACUGACAGUUGCAACUCAACAAUAAUCUAGCCUAUUUGGUAUUUGCAGCGCUCGCUGCCCAAAUUGCUGGCCCUUCCGACUGUAGGCUAUGCAAUUUAAAACAAUCAACAGCUUUUUUUUAGAAGCUAUUGAUUCUCUGUGGCCAAAUCAUGCUUUCUGGUGUAGCCUAUUUUGAAUGAUUUUAUACAUUUUUGUACUGACAGGAUCAAGCUAAUUAGGCUAUAUCAUUUUGACAAUUUAAUUACAUUUACUUUAGGGAAAGCUUAGCUUCCCAUGGCCUUUUGGACACGCCGCCUAUGCCUUUUAAUGUGGCAUAAACACAACGUUUUCAUCUGAUUGUCAAACAAUCACUUAACAACGGCGCUCUUGUAGGCUACCCACGCAGGCACAUUCAUCAUUCCAAACCCAACAGUGUACUGUGCAACCGCAAUUUGAUGAAUGGAAAGAGACAUCUGUUAUAAAACAUCUACGUGUGUUGUACUGACAUUCUGUGAUUGUCAUUAGGCCUACACUUGUAGCCUGAAUUGAUGCAUUAACUGUUAUCCUUGAGCUCCUCAGUGUCCGCCACUCAUCUCCGCCUUUUCCGUGUGCGUCUCCCCCACUCAUCUCCGCCUUUACAAAGUGGAGGCUAAGUGUUCUCCUCAAACCACAAUGCAAAUUUGGCGCAUAUACCACCCAGUUUCAAGUCAAUUCGCAAAUUGUUCAUGCUGCUGACAUGCAGUAAUGUUAAAUAAUGGUGUAAUAGGCUCACGUUUUACUAGUACGGCGUACCCCCACUAUUUAAUUUGCCAGGACGCCGUACUGCCUUACUUUCACCCCUGAUUAUGAUAUGGUAAAACAUCAUAUUCAUCAUGCCACAAGACUAUAAACUCUGGAGGACAACUCGUCCCUCUGGUAAUCUCUUCAACCAGCUCUUCUCCCUGCUGGACCUAACAUAUUGUGUCUCCCAACUUAAAUUGACAAACAAUUUUCACCAAAUGUAAAAACCAAUGUAGCCAAUACACACACACGCGAUAGCGGCAUAUUUCAUAUCAUCCGACAAAAUGACACACUGAUCUGCUCAGCUCAGCCUUAGACCGAUGAAGCAUCCAUAGUUACAACCAAUAGGUGGCCGCUCAAUGCAACAAAUGAUGGCUAGGCAAAUCAGUGAGAAAACAAACCUUUUCCCUUUCAUCAGACCGAUUUCAUGGACUAAGGUCCACAUUGAAUCAACAUCGUCACCUUGUGGCCACGGUUUUUACUCACCGUGAGGUCAGAUGGGGCUCAGGUGAAUAUUGAUCAACAAAGUAAAAAUCUGUCGUUCUGCCCCUGAACAAGGCAGUUAACCCACUGUUCCCCGGUAGGCCAUCAUUGUCAAUAAGAAUUUGUUCUUAAAACUGACUUGCCUAGUUAAAUAAAGGUAAAAAAUAUACAUGCAAUUAAAUGUAUAGAGGUUAACUGUGAGGAGGGAAACCACUGCAGUGCUGCUAUGACAUCCGUUAGUGGGGAGAGUCCAAUGUUCUGACAUCAUUCAUCAGCAGUUUUUACACUUGAAUGGACUUUGAAGUUUUGGGGUUCUGGUUGGAGUUUUCUAUUUUACUUUUUCUGCCACAGUUUGUGCCUCAGUUGUGUGUCUUCGUGUUUGUUACAACAAUGACAAUUGGAUUUCAGCUUUACAAGGAGUGCCUUUUGUCAUUAAAAAAUCCAAUUGACAUUGGAAUUGUCAUCGACUAUCGGACUGAAAGGCUCAAAGAAAUAAAUAUGAUUUGACAUGAUUUAGAUGGUAAAAUGUAUGAAAUAAAUACAAUGGGGUCAUUUGAGGGGUCACAUAAAUAUGUGACGAAGUGAAGAUACGUUUGCCACAAGUGCCAUGUAUCAAAAAUAUUGAUUUUGGAUUGUCAAUAUUUGAUGAAAAUACCAAAAAUAUAUCAUAGGGAUUAUCACCGACCCAUUUUAAGGAUCAUAAAAAAAUUCACACAAUUAUAAUUUAGUGUUAACUCUCUUUUGAUAUAAAACAAGAUCAAAUUCCCAAUUAGUGAGCUGUUUAGAUGCAUUUUGUGUCUGUUUGUCAAACAACAUUUAGUUUUGACUAAUUAGUUUAUGAUGCCAAUCAUCUAUUUCUACCAUUGCACAAACCACAAUAAGGGGUUAAAAAUAUAAUCAUGCCUAAUACACUCUUGUUAUUCUAUGCAAUUGUAUGGUUGUGUCACAAAAUGCAGGGUUACUGCUGCUGGUUGUUUUUAUUCAUUGUUCUCAUACAUUCAAACCAAAUAUUUUAUACAUUUUAUUUAUUUUCAAAUGUUUUUUGUUGUUGUAUCAAACAAAAUGGUAUAUGAAAUAACAAACACACUGUUACUAUUUCUCCAUUAAGUUCUCCAUGGUGGUGGUACUAUACUGGUAGAAAUGUUUAUGCUCAUAUUACGCUUUUAAAAUAGCUUUCUCCUUCUUAAAAAUGAUUUAGCAUAAAAUAAUUUCUUUUUAUUUACGUGUAUCUUGUUUAAAGUGUACUUCCUGUUUGACUUUUUUUUUUAUUUGAAACGUUGAAAAAGAAAAUUAGAUUCAUAAUACCUGUUUAUCACGCAGAGCUAUUUGUGUCAAAUAAAGAUUAUUGUUAAAUAUG
Salmo salar (Atlantic salmon) is the source of this 5352-nucleotide messenger RNA. Its product is annotated as sodium- and chloride-dependent GABA transporter ine. NCBI's taxonomy places the organism in Eukaryota, Metazoa, Chordata, Actinopteri, Salmoniformes, Salmonidae. Gene Ontology annotation, molecular function: amino acid:sodium symporter activity. The record is from RefSeq and is a predicted model, not a curated record. Gene Ontology annotation, cellular component: plasma membrane. Gene Ontology annotation, biological process: sodium ion transmembrane transport; nitrogen compound transport; amino acid import across plasma membrane.